AUGUUUCAGGGUUUGGGAGCUGCCAAAAAUGCCGUUCGCAUGGCCAGAAUAGCCAAAUUCUAUGAGAAACUACCGAAGGGUCCUGCGCCCGAAAGAGCACCGAGUGGACUGUUGGGCAGAUAUCAGGCGAAAUACUUUGGCAAAGAUCCAUCCCCAGCCCCAAUUUGGCAUGCUAUCUUCGGCAUCAUGGCAUUGGGUUACAGCAUGGAGUACUACUUCCAUUUGCGACACCACAAGAACAAUGCCCACUGA
Molecule: messenger RNA, 252 nt
Organism: Capronia coronata CBS 617.96
Lineage: Eukaryota; Fungi; Ascomycota; Eurotiomycetes; Chaetothyriales; Herpotrichiellaceae
Product: F-type H+-transporting ATPase subunit F
Exons: 3
Coding region: 1-252 (83 amino acids)
Biological process (GO): proton motive force-driven ATP synthesis
Source: RefSeq, a predicted model, not a curated record